GCUAGGUGGCGGCAGCAGGGGGACGGGCGCUGGGCUGUCGGAGCCGCGAGUCUCCGGGACAAGCAACGGGCUCGGCCUCGCCAUGUUGGGCUGCCUGGGGCAGCUCCGGCGCGGCCCGACGCAGUGAGCGGGGCCUGGGAAGUGGAGUGUCCGAGGCUGGGGAGCUGGCAGCCAGGGCCCGGCGCCUGGUGCGGGGCCCGCGGCCGCCAUGAGCUCGGCCGAGCAGACGGUGACCUGGCUCAUCAGCCUCGGGGUGCUCGAGUCCCCCAAGAAGAGCGUGUCGGACCCCGAGGCCUUCCUGCGGGCCGCGCUCCGGGACGGGGUGGCCCUGUGUCGGCUGCUGGAGCGGUUGGUGCCUGGGUCGGUGCAGCGGAUACACCAGGAACCCAAAUCAGAAGUGGAAUGUCUGAAUAACAUCAAAGAGUUUCUGAAAGCCUGUGGGGCACUUCGAGUUGAGACUUUUGAUGCCAAUGAUCUUUAUCAAGGACAGAACUUCAACAAGAUUCUUAGCUCCUUGGUCACUUUGAAUAAAGUAACUGCAGAUAUUGGUGUUGGAAGUGACUCGGUAUGUGCACGUCACCAAUCCCAUCAAAUAAAGUCAGCUGAUUCUCUCGCUGGAGCCCACUUGUCACUUGGAAGACCUUCUAAAAAUUUUCCUGGAAAGUAUCGAAGUUUAGACAUGUCAGAUAACAGCAACCAUCACAUGGUGGUGAAAGCAAAGUUCAAUUUCUAUCAGACCAAUGAGGAUGAACUCUGCUUUACCAAGGGCGAUAUCAUCCACGUGACCAGAAUUGAAGAAGGGGGCUGGUGGGAGGGAACACUCAAUGGCAGAAACGGAUGGUUUCCCAGCAAUUACGUGAGAGAAAUAAAACUGAAUGAAAAACCAGCCUCUCCAAAGUCAGCAACUUUGAAAAGUUCACCCAAAGGAUUUGAAACUCCUCCAAUUAGUAAGAGCUACUACAAUGUGGUGCUGCAGAAUAUUCUUGACACAGAGUGCGACUAUGCGGAGGAACUAACGAUGCUUCUGUCAACUUUCCUGCGACCACUACAAGCCAGCGACAAGUUAAGUGUUACUGAAAUGACAUCCUUGAUGGGAAACCUGGAGGACAUUUGUUCUUUCCAGCAAAGCCUUGUUCAGUCUUUAGAAGAUUGCACCAAGUUACCUGAAUCACAGCAGAAAGUUGGGGGCUGCUUUGCAAAUCUAAUGUCACAGAUGAAAAGUCUGUAUCUUGCAUAUUGUGCCAACCAUCCCUGGGCUGUUAAUGUCCUCACAGAGUACAGUGAGGAACUGGGGGAGUUUAUGGAAAUGAAAGGAGCAACAAGUCCUGGAAUCCUCGUGCUCACCACCAGCCUGAGCAAACCCUUCAUGAGACUGGACAAAUACCCAACUCUACUGAAGGAACUGGAGCGUCACAUGGAGCAAUCCCACCCAGAUUGGUCUGACAUCCAGAAAUCCAUGACUGCCUUCAAAGCUCUUUCGUCUCAGUGUCAAGAAGUCCGGAAAAGAAAGGAGUUGGAACUCCAGAUCCUGACGGAAGCAGUCCAUGGCUGGGAGGGCGAAGAUAUCCAAUCCCUGGGCAAUGUCAUCUAUAUGUCCCAGCUCAUGGUUCAGAGUGGCAACGAGGAGAAAUGUGAGAGAUAUUUUCUCCUAUUUCCACAUGUCCUUCUCAUGCUGUCUGCCAGUCCCAGGAUGAGUGGUUUCAUUUAUCAGGGGAAAUUGCCAUUAACAGGAUUAACCGUUACCAAGUUAGAGGACAGUGAUGAAAACAAGAACACCUUUGAAAUUACUGGUGAUAUGAUUGAACGGAUUUUGGUGUCGUUAAGCCACCAGGAUAUGCAGGAAUGGGUAGACCAUCUUCAGAAGCAGACGAAAGCCCCAAGUGUGGGAGUGGUGAGGCAGCAGUCUGUGCCAUCCCAUUUUCUUCCAUUGCACCCUGUGACACCAAUCAACAAGCAUUCUGAUGGGUAUCCAAUAUCUGUGACUCCACCCUACCAUACCCUUCCUCAUCCUUCCCUGCACGGGACGUCCCACAGUACGCUGAGCUGGGGACCUCUGGAACCCCCCAAGAUGCCAAAGCCAUGGAGUUUGAGCUGCCUCCGACCUGCUGCCCCACUGAAGCCUUCAGCCGCUCUUUGUUAUAAGGAGGACCUCAGCAGGAGCCAAACCAUGAAGAAGCUGCUUCCCAAACGGAAACCAGAAAGGAAACCCUCUGACGAGGAAUUUGCACUGAGGAAAAGUAUGUUGACUCAGCUUCUUGAAGAAGAUGCACAAAUAUUGAAAGUUAUUGAAGCUUACUGCACUAGUGCCAAAACCCGUCAGACUCUGAACUCAACAUGGCAGGGGACUGACUUGAUGCACAAUCAUGUUCUGAGUGACGAUGACCUAUCAAGCUUGGACUCCUCAGCUCGCCGCAGCAGUCUCUCACGCCUCGAACCUGCUGACCUGUCCGAAGAUUCUGAUUAUGACAGUAUAUGGCUGGCCCACAGUUACCGAACGGGGUCAACAACUCUGAAUCGUAAAGAAUCUGCACCUCAGGUUUUUCUACCAGAAGAGGAGAAAAUGAUUGUAGAAGAAACCAACAGCAACGGGCAAACUGUCAUCGAAGAAAAGACCCUUGUGGACACAGUUUAUGCAUUAAAGGAUGAGGUGAUUGAACUGAAACAGGAAAGCAAGAAGAUGUGGUGUUCUUUGGAAGAGGAACAGAGAGCUCGCAAGGAACUGGAGAAGCUCAUUAGAAAAGUUCUAAAGAAUAAGAAUGAUUUCUCUUGGGAUGAAACCAACUUGUAAUCAGCGUAUAGUGCAUGGAAAUGGUCAUACCUACCUGGGAACAGUUCCUUGUAAUCAGCAAUCAAACACUUGACCAGUUCCUCUGUCAUUGGCCUAUCCAGUGUUUCAUUGCAGACAUUGACUGGAGCAUUUUAAUAACUUAAACAUUUGCUGUGUCGUUAGUAGACUGGAGAUUGCCUUGUGGAAGUUUCAAGGCUUUGGGUGUUUUGAGGAUGAACCUUUUGCCUCUAAUCACGUUGUGUGAUUCGUGUUCCCAGCAGAGGACCUGGCUUUCUACCUGAUUUAUUUUGUCCUUUGAGGCUGCUGCCUGCAGUCACUCGGAAUCCAGACCUGGGACAAGAACCUUCAAUGGAAACCAAUCUGCAGGAGUGUGUCUGCUGGAUCACUAUCACUGACUGGAAGUUGGGUCUUGACUGAAAGUGGUGUGCCAUUUAACAACUGACAUUUCACUGGAACUUCAAGCCUGGAAUUGUGGGCUGACAUCAGGGUGGCUGUGUUUUGCUUAUAGUUUCCUUUUCCAUCCUCAGCUCGGUAAUUGUGCAGAGUUCAACUGGAAAUUACUUCUGGUAUUUGGUAGUAGUAGACUCCAUGUAGGUCAGUGUCGGAAGUGAGCUGUUAUGUCAUGGUGCUUGUGUUGUGUUGACAGAAGUACAAACCCAGCUUUUUAUUUCAUGUUUAAUUUCAGAGCUGCCUAACUCUGGGUCUGUAAUCAUGCUUUCUCAUGGAAUGUUCUGGGAGUUGUGCUCUUGCAAGGAGCUUCCCUGGAAGGAGAGAGUGAUCAGGGAGCACUUGGCUCUCCCAACAAAUGAGGUUCUGCCUCGGAUGUUCUAUGAAAUCUGCUCCCUACAUUCCAAGUUUUAUCGAGCCAUGCUCACCGGUUCACACUACAAUAGUCUUUAAAAUGUCCCAUUUACUGGCUGUUGCUGUUACUGUAACUGGGUGAUAAUCUACACUAAGACCUAACAGGAAAAAUAAAGGUGGUUUUCAAUUUUC
This is a messenger RNA of Pristis pectinata (smalltooth sawfish), 3781 nucleotides long. RefSeq names its product rho guanine nucleotide exchange factor 7-like. Gene Ontology annotation, biological process: intracellular signal transduction. NCBI's taxonomy places the organism in Eukaryota, Metazoa, Chordata, Chondrichthyes, Rhinopristiformes, Pristidae. The record is from RefSeq and is a predicted model, not a curated record. Gene Ontology annotation, molecular function: protein binding; guanyl-nucleotide exchange factor activity.